Topomyia yanbarensis is the source of this 1475-nucleotide messenger RNA. RefSeq names its product nonsense-mediated mRNA decay factor SMG9. Gene Ontology annotation, biological process: nuclear-transcribed mRNA catabolic process, nonsense-mediated decay. The coding region runs from base 88 to 1422 and encodes 444 amino acids. The record is from RefSeq and is a predicted model, not a curated record. Lineage: Eukaryota; Metazoa; Arthropoda; Insecta; Diptera; Culicidae. The transcript has 5 exons.
AAGAAAACAACAUCUACAUAUAAUCAGAAACUACCAAAAAACUCAUCACGAGAAACCAAAACAUGACGAUGGCGAGAUGGAUCAACUAUGGUCUUAGCCUGUCAGAAAGACAAAUUCAAUGAAAAAAAAAAAAAACCCCAUAACACUUUUAAGCUGCUCAUCGAGUCAUGUAAAUCUUUUAGGUUACGAGUGUACAAAACAAUGGAAUCCAGGAAAAGUAAAAAAAAAUUACAGAGAACUACGACGCCAAAAGUAAGCGAUAUGCAAUUUAAGACAUUAAAUGAGAAUUGCAACUCUCAACCGAGGAUUCUUCUGAAGGUUAAGCAAAAGGAUGACAAUUCUUCGAAUACCGAAACGUCUGUUACCAUCGCAACCAAAGCAAGUCAUUCCAAACAGGACCCACAGCAACAAAGGGAUCAACUUAAACCUAAGCACUCACAUGCAAGUCUACAGACAACUGCCGAUAACAUGAUCAAAUCGAUCAAUCUAAUAUCAACCAACAAUACAUUGAAUGUUCAUGCGUUAGACUAUUUACAAGAAGCGAACUCAGAUUUUAUUGUUAUUGGUACUAUCGGUAUGCAAGGUGCAGGAAAGUCUACUAUUUUGAACCUAUUGGCCGCAGGUGCUUGCAGAAAGGACAUGGCCCUAUCAUCCAAUGGUUUAGAGGUGUUCUCUGUGAAUAGUAUAUUUACUCAAAAAGAUUCGAACGGAUUUGAAGAUGUUUUCCAUUGUAUAUUACCAGAAAUUAGGAUGCAUAUAACUAAAGACAGAGUUAUAUUACUCGACAGUGCGCCUGUGUUAUCGAAUCGUGGGCAGAAAGAUUUCGUCGUCAGCGAAUUGGAAGACAUUCGAAAAAUCAUUAUGUUGUUGAACGUCUGUCACAUAGUGAUGGUACUGCAAGAAGAAUAUUUUAACAUUAACUUCAUAAGGCUGAUCCUCUGUGCAGAGAUGAUGAUUCAACUGGAUCAUAAAAACAAUUUGACCCCAAAAUUGCUCUUCGUAAAAAACAAAUGUGACCGAAAAAAAAUUACAACACAAGAGAUAGACUUACAUGAAAUGUACUACAAACAUCUAUUUAAAGGCUCGAGAAUCCAUAUAUAUAAUAACAUAUGUGAAAGCCAACGAGUUAAUAUUAUACAUUUUCCAAAACUAGACAAUGACGACAUAUAUGUACUAGCAAGUGUGCAGAAAUUACGUCGGUGGGUAUUUUUGACGCCAACACAUGACGCCGUCGAGAAUCCAGAAACUCUUACUGAAAAAUCAUGGUUCCAGAUAGUUACCAAAGUUAUGGAAAGCUACAACAACAAUUAUUUUUUGAGAAAAUACGAAAACCUUAAAGAAAAAUACAAUUUGCACAAUCACGUAAAUGUUGUUGAAAAUGCGGCUAAGGACAAAAAUUACUUGAACUUUGUAGACACGUGAUCUGUUUUAUUUCUUAGAGAGAGCAACCGAACAAUAAAAUAAUGAAAAGUUUA